AUGUCAGACUACGAGGAUGAUAUGGACAUUGAUGCCCCGCCAGCUCAUGAACCAGCAGCGUUCACUGCCGACAGUACAGACGUGAAGGGAAAGAGAAUUGUUGCUGAUUUGCCUGUUGAAGCGGGAGACAAUCUUCCCUGGGUUGAGAAAUACCGCCCUGAUACGCUGGACGAUGUCUCUGGACACCAAGAUAUCAUUGCUACUAUAAACAGAUUUGUCGAAUCAAACAGACUCCCUCAUCUCCUCCUAUAUGGCCCUCCUGGAACAGGAAAGACAUCGACAAUCCUCGCGCUGGCGCGACGGAUAUAUGGAUCGAAGAAUAUGCGCCAAAUGGUUCUAGAGCUCAAUGCAAGUGAUGACAGAGGAAUCGACGUAGUGAGAGAGCAGAUCAAAACUUUCGCUAGCACAAAACAAAUAUUCUCAACAGCGCCCUCGUCCGGCUCUGGCUUAGGGGCAUUCAAGCUAAUUAUUCUUGACGAAGCCGACGCUAUGACUUCUGCUGCACAGAUGGCACUGCGUCGAAUAAUGGAAAAGUAUACCGCCAACACCCGAUUUUGCAUUAUUGCAAACUAUACCCACAAGCUCUCUCCCGCACUUCUGUCCCGAUGCACGCGGUUCCGAUUCAGUCCAUUGAAGGAGCAGGAUAUCAGGAAGUUGGUUGAUACCGUCAUAGACAAGGAACAAGUGCAGAUACAGCCAGACGCCAUUGAUAGUUUGGUUAAAUUGAGCAAGGGAGACAUGAGGCGAGCUUUGAACGUUCUUCAAGCAUGUCACGCGAGCAGUAUGCCACUUCCUUCGAAAAAGGGCGAGGCUAAUGAAUCUCCGGAAGAGAGAGAACUCAUAACUGAAGAGACGAUAUACACAUGUAUCGCUGCUCCGCAUCCAACUGACAUCAGAACCAUUCUAGAAACCCUUCUGUCAACAUCAGAUGUGACUUCAUGUUUAAAUACUGUACAGACGCUUAAGUCCAACAAGGGACUGGCUUUGGCAGAUAUAAUCACCGCACUCUCGACGGAGCUUCAAAGUCUAGAAGUUCCUCCACAAGUUAGAGUUUCCUGGAUAGAAGGGUUGGCAGAUGUAGAAUGGAGGCUAUCAGGGGGAGGGAGUGAGGCCAUCCAGACAGGCGGUAUGAUUGGAGUUAUACGCUCAGGCUGCGAGUUGAUGGCAGAUAAAGAUAUAUUAAUGAAAGAAUAG
Microsporum canis CBS 113480 is the source of this 1194-nucleotide messenger RNA. RefSeq names its product replication factor C subunit 3. Gene Ontology annotation, molecular function: ATP hydrolysis activity; ATP binding; DNA binding. Lineage: Eukaryota; Fungi; Ascomycota; Eurotiomycetes; Onygenales; Arthrodermataceae. Gene Ontology annotation, cellular component: Elg1 RFC-like complex; Ctf18 RFC-like complex; Rad17 RFC-like complex. The record is from RefSeq and is a predicted model, not a curated record. The transcript has 5 exons. Bases 1 to 1194 code for a protein of 397 amino acids. Gene Ontology annotation, biological process: DNA-templated DNA replication; DNA repair.